Messenger RNA from Cylicostephanus goldi, 897 nucleotides. The record is from the annotation of a GenBank genome assembly. Lineage: Eukaryota; Metazoa; Nematoda; Chromadorea; Rhabditida; Strongylidae.
GACGAUGUUGUGAAUUUGGGUACUGCCGAGUUGGAAGCAAUGACAAUAGCGAGAAGAAGAGCGUUGGGAAAGGGUUUGACCGUUUCGCCUACGAAGAAGGUGAAAAAGUCGAUCAGUAUGCGAGAAGAUGAGCCAUUCUAUACUCAACAAAGCCCUCAUCAUCAUAUUAGAAUGCGUCGUAGCCCCGAAGGGGGCCCGUCGGCUUACAUAGCCGCUCGAAUUGAGGCAGAUGAAAUGAGGAAAAUGUACUCGGCAGAUCGGCCCUUUGCUGUUGGUGAUGACAAGAUCUAUAAUGGUUUCAACAACUUCCCGUUAGAACCGAAUACGAGGUAUCGUCUCAUGAUGCGUUCGUUUGCCAAGGCCGAUGGAAGACGAAAGGAUGAGUUCGAUAAGCGAGCUCCGAUGGGUGAGAAGCUGACUCGGCUCUACUCCGACUCGGCCCUAACCGAACCGUUUACCACCCGGGCUGCCCUCAGAGCUGGUGCUAAACCGGGCGGUUUCUGGCUGAUUGGACCGCUUAUUGCAUUGCUUAUCAUUGCGAUUCUGAUAGGAAUGUUGGUCUGCUGGUGGUUACGAUGCAAUAAGAAGUCCGCUGGUAGAGGACACCGCCAUGGAUCCAUCACAAAAGUCGCGCUUACCGGAAAUAUCAUGAAUGGCAUACCCGGCGAGACAAGCAAAUUGCUUUCGACUGAUACUUAUGGCCGAAGUGUGAUGAAUCCUUACGAGCAGAUGAAUGGACAUGGUAACGGACACAUGGAAUCAUCGGUAGACCUUUACCCAUUGCCGCGAAGUCAAUCUCGUGCUGGUACAGCAAAUUAUGCACCGGUGCCGGUUGCCAUGCCAUGUCUUCCGUCAGGUGGAACCAUGCUCGGUAAGAAUUUGCUGAUGACAAGUUGA